Molecule: messenger RNA, 1808 nt
Organism: Sphaerulina musiva SO2202
Lineage: Eukaryota; Fungi; Ascomycota; Dothideomycetes; Mycosphaerellales; Mycosphaerellaceae
Exons: 2
Coding region: 96-1112 (338 amino acids)
Source: RefSeq, a predicted model, not a curated record
UCACUUCCAUGUAUCUACCUCUUACCACUGAUCAGUAAGGCGUAUACAUGUAGCUCUCCCCUCCUGCCCUACAUCUCUCCCAUUUCUCUCGCAACAUGCCUCCCGACCUGAACACGCUGCCAACCUCCAGACCGCCAUCAAUGCCUGGAUCACCAAUCGCUGCGCGCCCGCGUAGGAUUUCCAUCAGUAACCAAGAAGCUGCUCGACCCAGUCCACCAUCGCCGCGCUCGCCCUCGCUGUCCUCUCUACAAGCAGCUGCAACCAUCAAUGCAAGCCUUCACCACUCACCAGCCCGCACGUCGCCGAGUAUUGAAAGGCGCAGAUCAUCUCUCCUGAACAACCUCAUACUAAAUGACCCUGCCGUGCCUGCUCCAGGAGAGCUGCAACAAAGUGACGGGAGUAGCGGGAGCAAUGCAGGAAGUCCGCGGUUUGCAAGAAGAUCAUUGCACACAGCAGAUCCAAACCACCAACGCCAGCCUAGUCUGGGUGAGCUGCAUCAGGAGCUAGAGAAUGAGCAGGAAGCACAGGUCAAUCGGUUGUUACAGAUGAUUAGAAUCCAGCAGGAUCAAUUGGCGGCCAUGCAAAGACAACAAAACACGGCCGCAGAGGGCUCGUUGCCGUCAACGGAGCAUGCUCGAUUGCCAUCGCCGUUGUCCACUCUUCCUAUCCCAGUUGGCGCCGCCAUUGCCGAAGCGCCAACUCCGAUGCCGUCUAGCUCGACAUCAACAUCGGCAGCUUUACACCAGCAUUCCAACCGGCCACAUUCUUUGUCCCGCACAUCGUCAGCUCUGGUGUCGAAUCCCGGAAGUAGGGGCACUUCACCAGCUCUUCCGCCUCAGUCCGGCGGCCUUGGGGCAUUGACGGGGGACUUCUUGCUCGGGGGGACCAGAGACGAUGCUGCUUUCUACCAGGCUGAGACGCAAAUGCUGACACGAGAGAAUCAAAUGCUCAAACUGAGAAUACGAGAGCUUGAGCACCAGAUCGGUAACUUGGGAGGCACUCACGUCCAUCAACACUCGCCUCUGACGAGCCCGCCUGCAACAUUUGGCUCGGAGGCUGCUCUGCCGAUUGCAGCAACCUCGGAUGCGAAUAUCAGUACCAAGGGGGAUUGAGCUCCGUAUGCCUGCAACAUGUGACAUUAUGUGCGAUUGGCGAGGCGUUGGGAGGUUCAAGGGUUUUCAGGGCUGCGAGAAAAAGCACUCUAUGCAAUGAAGCACACACGGUGCUUGAUUUUCAGGCUACUGGCUCGACUUCAGAGCCUCGAGAUGAAUAUCGUCUUACUGCGACGAUAUCUUUCCUUGUACGAAUACUACGAGUAAGCAGCAAAUGGAUUGGUGGGGUCAGAUUCACAUUUCGCUCUGCAGGAAUGCAUGUGAAGAACGGUUCCGUUGAAUGUCCUGGGAUCCAGAUUCUCGAGUACAACCGUGCCAGCUCUGAGUGUCACUAGUGAUUAAAGCGCUCAUUGUUCAGCUUGAACUGAGGUCACAACGAUGCAUACGCUCGCAUUGAAAACGAAUGUAGAUCACUAGGUGCCAGGGCUUGUAGUUUGGCCGUCCGACACAUGGAUGUCCGCUGUCGCACUCCGGUUCCUGAGAUUUCGGCUGUUCUGGGCUGUGGGACUAGGAAGUCAGUCUAUCAGUAGGAGAUCCAUGGAUGAAGACAGAGCGGUGGCUCCAGUCACGAAAUACAUCAGAUAUGGACCUGUAUGUAUCCAUAACCAUAGAUGUCUAUAGAUGUCAUGUUAGUGCAUCCCGUCGCGACCGCUACGGCUGACGCAAAAGUCAUGCGAGUCGGAAGGCGAAUUUCUC